Hemibagrus wyckioides is the source of this 1628-nucleotide messenger RNA. It is a transcript of the gene nsun4, whose product is annotated as NOP2/Sun RNA methyltransferase 4. Gene Ontology annotation, molecular function: methyltransferase activity. The record is from RefSeq and is a predicted model, not a curated record. Gene Ontology annotation, biological process: rRNA methylation. Gene Ontology annotation, cellular component: mitochondrial large ribosomal subunit. NCBI's taxonomy places the organism in Eukaryota, Metazoa, Chordata, Actinopteri, Siluriformes, Bagridae. The transcript has 6 exons. Bases 28 to 1170 code for a protein of 380 amino acids.
CGCUUUUAGGAGUUACACACGCAGAAGAUGGCGGCGCCCACGAAAACGAGCUUUUUAUUAAACAAGUUCAAAAACACGUUUUAUUUUAUUCAGCGACGGAAUCGCGUUAAAACUAAAUGGGCCAGCACCAGAGCCAAAUUCCCAGCGACGGCCCUGGCCCUGCAGCAUUUCGACGCCACGUAUCAGAACUAUUUCGGUGAUCUGUGGCCGUCUGUCCGUGUCGCCAUGCUCUCUGAGCAGAAGUAUGGAGCCUUGAUGAACAAUUUCUCCUCUAACGCGGACGUGAUCUCGGCUUUACGGUCUCAAGGCUGCAGAGACUUCGUCGGAGACGGAGAGGGAGACACACACGAGAUUUCAGACGGUCAUCCUUCUCCAGAAGUGGCUCGUAUCGACCCAAAUAUCCAGUGUUUUGUCUUUCCGAGAGGAGACAUAUCUCGAUUCAAACCUGCCAGACCAGACAGCGCAGGAUUACUGAGUUAUUAUCUCCUGGAUGCGGCUUCCGUCCUGCCCGUGUUGGCGCUGGAUGUCCGGCCGGAUCAGGCUGUUCUGGACCUCUGUGCCGGUCCAGGAGGGAAGACACUGGCUCUUCUGCAGACACAAGCAGUCCGGUUCCUGUGGGCCAACGACUUGUCUGGGUCUCGCACGGCUCGGCUGCAGAGGACGCUCCAGAGCUACGUGCCCAAAGAGCUGAGAGGCGAGGACAAGAUCCGCGUCACAUCUCUUGACGGUCGCAAAUGGAGGAAUAUGGAAGACCUGGAGUUUGACAGAGUGUUAGUGGACGUCCCCUGUACCACAGACAGACAUUCCCUAAUGGAGGAUGAGAAUAAUAUCUUUAAAAGGUCCAGGACUAAAGAGAGACAGAUGCUUCCUCUGCUGCAGAUGGAGCUCCUGCUGGCGGGGCUCCGGGCGACUCGGCGUGGCGGUGAGCUCGUCUACUCCACCUGCUCUCUGUCUCAGCUGCAGAACGAGUGUGUGGUGCAGCAGGCACUCAGUGUCGCUCAGCAGGAGAUGGACAUCACAGUGCAGGUGCAGGACCUCAGCAGCUUCACUCGCCUCUUCUCAAACACUUUCCCCUUCGCCCCUCAGCCGGCGCUUGGCCAACUCGUCCUCCCGAACUUGUGCGCAAACUUCGGCCCGAUUUAUUUGUGCAAACUGCUGCGUGUCAGCUGAAGAGGCCUGGAGUCUGGUUCAUACGACUUCAUGUGUGUGUGAAUGCCUCGCUGCAACACCGCCCUCUGGUGGGGAUAAUAAACAUUACGUGUUAAUAAAAAACGUUUUCUAGUAACUAAAGACUGCUCAUUACUAAAGGAGAAAAUCUCGCUCUACAUAUUUAAUUAUAUUAUUUAUAUUAAAUAUCAUUUUAUUUAAUCACUUUGGACUUUUGAUAUUUUAUUGACCAGCCUUCAACUUUCACACAUCUUUGUCACAAUUUAUUCCUUUCAUAAAGCCAUACAAAAUAGACCAAAAGCCAAAAUUAUCAUUUUGCUUUAAAGAUUAUUAAAAUAAUGGAUUUAAUGUUGCUCUAAGUGAUGUUCAAGAUUUAAAAUAUUUCUUGUUAUAAUCAAAUUCUGACUCCAGCUUUUUCAGACACUGGUUCUGGACUUCUUUUGAUCGCUUCUUGAGUUGUU